This is a messenger RNA of Pseudonaja textilis, 1045 nucleotides long. NCBI's taxonomy places the organism in Eukaryota, Metazoa, Chordata, Lepidosauria, Squamata, Elapidae. The record is from RefSeq and is a predicted model, not a curated record.
CAAAAAGAGCCGCCGCUCCCUGUCCGAGUCAGGGCCCGUGGAGUCGUCCAAGCCGCUGCCCCACAAGCGGGAGUCCCUGGAGAGCCUCUACUUCACCCCCAUCCCCACUCGCUCCCGCUCCAAGCUGGAGAACAGCGUCGACUCCAUCGGCAACAUCACCCUGGACUCUGGGCGGAAGGCCCUCUCGGGCCGCCGGCGCACCACGCAGCUGAUCAACAUUACCAUGAUCAAAAAGCACCCCAAGCUGGAGCCCCUGGACAGCACCAACGAGUCCUUCGUCAGCCUGCGGUCCUCCGGCUCGGGGGAGAGCGACCAGGAGUCGGUCAAGACCCGCCUGCGUUCGGCAGCGGUGGCUUCCUCCUCCUCCUCCACCCGCUCGCUGGCCAGCCUGCCCUCCCAGGAGUCCCUCAUCCAGCUGGCUGCCUCUUCGCCCGAUGGCGCCUCCGGCCACGCCGCGCUGAAGAGCCUGCCUGGCUACCGACCGGCCACCCGCAGUUCUCUGAGACACUCCCAAGGUGGGGGGGGCAACCCUGGCCGGAGCAGCUUCUACGCAGCCUCCUGUGAUGAUGAGCCGGAGCAGCUGGACGGCUGGAACCGCAUCGCGGAGCUGCAGCAGCGCAACCGCAUCUGCCCGCCUCACCUGAAGACCUGCUACCCGCUGGAGUCCCGGGUGAGUCUCUCCUGCCUGGCCCGUUUCCUUCCGCUGGGCCCGGGACCCUUCGGGGGGGGCAGGGGGGUCAGUUCCCCACCUGCACGAGGAGCGUUAGUCUCUGGAGGUGGCCCCUUGAUUCGGGUCUGGACCGAAGGGGGGGGCAGGUUUCCUCCCAUAGGAAGGCCCCCCCCAAGCAGUUUCACCCCCAGGUUUUCUUUGGUUACUACUCCGUCCUUGCGUAAGUCAGCAAAUAUCUCAAUCCACCCCCCGCCCCAUCCCCAUGCCUCCGGUUGCAGGUAGUCCUCGACUUACGAGCACGAUUGAGCCCAGAGUUUCUUUCGCUAAGUGAGACCUGUGUUCAGGGAGCCAUUUGCCCCAACGUACAACCUUCAC